Kockovaella imperatae is the source of this 1566-nucleotide messenger RNA. RefSeq lists its product as hypothetical. The coding region runs from base 501 to 1484 and encodes 327 amino acids. The transcript has a single exon. NCBI's taxonomy places the organism in Eukaryota, Fungi, Basidiomycota, Tremellomycetes, Tremellales, Cuniculitremaceae. The record is from RefSeq and is a predicted model, not a curated record.
CAUCCUCCCAUAGACGCCAAGCUAACUCUCACCCUCAGUACGAUGACACUUCUCCGCAGUUUGUUUUUACGUCUGCAAGAAACAACAAUUCGUGGAGUAGUAUCAGCGACAACAGCGACUACUAUGCAAAUACGUACCACACCACUUCGACAGUGGAUGAUUUUGUGACCAUCACAUUUGAAGGGACAGCGAUAUACCUAUAUGGAGCCAAACGUGGAUCCACUCGAGGCUUCACGGCGUUCCGGAUCGAUGGGCAAAACCCACUUCAUUUCACAGAGCCGCCGUUGGGUCAACCACGACAACUCCUAUGCGCUUCAACGGGCUUGGAUCCAAAUAAUCAGCAUCAGCUAGCUUGGUUCUCCAAUCCUGCCGCAGGGGCGACAGAGUUCGAUAUUGACUAUGCUAUUGUCACACUUAUCGCUCCAGACUCAGGAGAAUCUGACAAUAUAGCGCCAGGUCCGAUAACAAGCGUGAGCGUCAACUCCAUCACAGACCCUACCAUGACCGAUGCCUCCUCCACCUUGACCCCUCAGUCGUCCGCAUCGCUCCAGUCCAGCCUCAUCUUAGAGUCCUCCUCAAGCUCAAUGACCUCGGUUCAGAGUCCCACAUCCUUUGGCACUUCAUUUCCAAGCACCACCGCAUCAACUGGCGCCGUGUACACACCUUCUUCCCCAGCAAACGCCACUGGAGCGGGAAAUUCCCAAGAUACAGGUAGGCCUUGCCUAGAUGCACCUACACUUGGAGAUGACGCUUCCACCGCCUCAUCCGCAGGUGGCGCGCAAGGUUCAAAUACCAACAUUGGGGCAAUAGCUGGUGGAAUUGCGGGUGGCGUGCUGGCAAUAGUCCUUGCUACAAUUCUCAUCUGGUGGCUGUUCUGCCGAGGGAGGCGACGAGCCAGCCGAGCAGGACAUGUUGAUUCUCUGGUCGAGUCGAAGCCCUUGGACCUCGCGGAUGCACCGAGCGGCCAACUUCCUACCUAUGUCCAAUCUCAAGUCGACAAUGGUGAAAUCAUUGCGCAAACGAUAUAUUACCGGUCUCCGACUUCUGGCCCGGAAAAUGAGGCUCAGGUAUUGCCAAUGAUCGAUACGCGACACCCUUUUCUAGUAUCUGGUCACACGACGCUGCCCACAUCCAACUAUCCCUACAGUAUCAACCCACCAUCAUCAGCUGCAUCUGAACCCCACAGUCACGGUAGUCAGACUCCAUUCUGGAUGGGCCGAUCUCCACCUGCGACUCCUUCUUCAAGACAAGGCGCAGCAUCUCGUACGCCCUCUGUACCUGAUAGUGCCACAUUCCAAUACUCUCUGCAUUCUCGAGAUGUAAAGUCACCGACGUCUCUACCAUAUAGAAACUCGACACCGCCGAGCAUUCCGUCAAGCGCUGCUCAAUCGACGUCGGUGGCUUCAGACACUUCUCACUCUUAUCGCAAGCUAUAUCGUAUCUGGGACCAACGCAAUAGGACAGGAGAUGAGAUCAAGGAAUGAUGAGCAUGGUAGACAGCCCGCGCAGCGUUGUUUUUAGCGAAAGGGAUGCGCAAUGCAGGGAACGGCAGGUCCUUCAUGUCAC